UAUGCUUUAGAGUACUGUAUAUUGAAUUGCAUUGAAAGCCAAUGCAAAUGAAAUGCAAUGCGAUUUUGACUAUUGAUUGGCAAUCGGUUUGUGUCUAAACAAUCAAAAUAAUAAUUCAUUUGAUAUUAAUAUAACAUUUCGACAUAAACUGUGAAUAAAUAGAUUUGAAGCCAACUAUUGAUGUGAUGGCAAACGUAUCGCUUGUUUAAUACAAUUGUCAUUCAAUUGAUUAUAACAUUGUGUUUACAUUUUGUGUUUUCAACAUUUCAUUCAACACUGAUUUGGUGUCAAACGAGUCGUUUAAUCAAUUGAUUACAUGAUUUAAUUGGUCACCGAUUUUGACCACCGAUUGACACGUGUUUUGUGCCAUUGAUUGCAAACAUGUUUACCAUUAGUUUGUCAACUGAAGCGAUGGUCAAGUGUUUGGUCUGAAUAGAGAUGAAAAGCGAUGAAGAAGUGGUGAAGUAUGCGUCGAAAGACAUUUUAUUUGAUUGGAUGCCUUUCCUUCAUCUGCUGGACGGCUGUCCUCUGCUAUCUGUUUGUUCACAAACCAAACACUAUUAAAUAUGUCUAUAAGUAUGAAGAAGUUAACAAAGAGGUUGACAUCUUAGAGAACGAAUUGAAACAACAGCUCAAAUCUAACGAAGCAUUACUUAUGACACUCAAGAAUAUUAAAGAACAGAUCAUUAAAACGGGAAAAGAUAUAAAACAUAUUUUGGCUGAAAAUCCAUCGGCUCUUUCAAUGGACAGAACUGUUGACAUUAAUAAAGAUCCCGUUAUAUGUGUGCUAUUGUUUGCUUGCAAUAGAAUUACAAUUAAGAGAAAUUUGGAUCAAUUACUCAAAUAUCGACCAAAUCCUCGAAAUUUUCCAAUAGUUGUCAGUCAGGAUUGUGGUCACGAACCCACCCGUAAAGUUAUUCAAUCAUAUGGCGAACAAUUGACACUUAUUAGACAACCGGAUCAAUCGGAUAUACCAUUGACAGGAAAAGCUAAAAAAUUUAAAGGCUAUUAUAAAAUAGCCCGACAUUACGGGUGGGCACUCAACCAAACGUUUCAUACUCUUAACUAUGACACAGUCAUCAUCAUUGAAGACGAUUUAGAUCUCUCUCCAGAUUUUUUUGAAUAUUUUAGAGCUCUCUAUCCAUUACUCAAAACAGAUCCCACUCUUUACUGUAUCAGCGCCUGGAAUGAUAACGGAAAGGAUGGACUCGUUUCUAAUGAAGCGGAUAAGUUAUUCAGAUCUGAUUUCUUUCCUGGACUCGGAUGGAUGUUAACUAAAGAUAUUUGGUUGGAGUUUGAGAAUAAAUGGCCGAAAGCUUUUUGGGACGAUUGGAUUAGAGAGCCGGCACAACGUAAAGAUAGAGCUUGUAUUAGACCAGAAAUGUCCCGCACCCGCACAUUUGGUAAAAUAGGAGUCAGCAAUGGUCUUUUUUAUGAAAAACAUUUGAAAUUUAUUAAACUCAAUGAAGAGUCUGUGCCUUUUACUCAAAUUAAUUUAACAUAUUUAUUAAAAGAAAAUUAUGACGUGGAUUGGGUUAAAACGGUUUACGGCAGUCCAACGGUAACUCUCCAACAAUUACUACGAUCUGAUAUUCCAAGUGAUGGUCCGAUUCGGAUCACUUACGGUUCAAAAGAUGGAUAUAAGAAAGCGGCCAAAGCUCUCGGUUUGAUGGAUGACUUCAAAUCUGGAGUUCCGCGCACUGGUUAUAGAGGAGUAGUCACAUUCAUGCGUAAAGGUAGACGUGUUUAUUUGGCACCUCCACCUACUUGGAAACAAUAUGAUAUCACUUGGAGGUGAUCUUUAUUAGUAAUGCUACCGAUGAGCAGCCAUUUGUUAUCUAAUUGUUAAAAAAUGUUUUUCGGUCACAACAUAUUAUGUGAUAUAUAUUAACAAAUUUGAAAUAAUGACCCAUCAAAUGAUUGGUCUGUAUUAUUGGAGCAAUACAUCUAACAAUAAACUCCAGGAUUUUACUACUCUUUUACAACAAUCAUCAUCACUGAAGUGCAAUCAUUGGUCAUAUGUUUUAUUCAUACCUAAGCAAACUAAAGAUAAUAUUAUUUUAUAAGAUAAAUUAUA
Molecule: messenger RNA, 2077 nt
Organism: Oppia nitens
Lineage: Eukaryota; Metazoa; Arthropoda; Arachnida; Sarcoptiformes; Oppiidae
Product: alpha-1,3-mannosyl-glycoprotein 2-beta-N-acetylglucosaminyltransferase-like
Exons: 9
Coding region: 467-1798 (443 amino acids)
Biological process (GO): protein N-linked glycosylation
Cellular component (GO): Golgi apparatus
Molecular function (GO): alpha-1,3-mannosylglycoprotein 2-beta-N-acetylglucosaminyltransferase activity
Source: RefSeq, a predicted model, not a curated record